Molecule: messenger RNA, 2502 nt
Organism: Herpailurus yagouaroundi (jaguarundi)
Lineage: Eukaryota; Metazoa; Chordata; Mammalia; Carnivora; Felidae
Gene: SLC66A2
Product: solute carrier family 66 member 2
Exons: 6
Coding region: 220-1035 (271 amino acids)
Biological process (GO): retrograde transport, endosome to Golgi; phospholipid translocation
Cellular component (GO): trans-Golgi network; endosome
Source: RefSeq, a predicted model, not a curated record
GACGUCACUCGGAGGCGGGGCUGCGGCGCUGGGACGGACAGACGGAAGGUGCACGCAGAACAGACCGGGCGGGGCCGGCGCGGGCGCGGGUGCGGGCGCGGAGGGCCCCGAUGGUGGAGGACUGCACAAGGUAGCGGCGGCGAUGUGGGGGUGACCGUCAGCGCGCGUUCCAGGACCGUGAGAGCGGAGGGCCCCUGGGCCAGGUGGACGUCAGUCGGGAUGGAAGCAGAAGGCUUGGAUUGGCUUUUGGUCCCCUUGCACCAGCUGGUGUCCUGGGGGGCAGCCGGGGCCAUGGUCUUCGGAGGGGUCGUGCCCUAUAUCCCACAGUACAGGGACAUCCGGAGGACUCAGAAUGCUGAGGGCUUCUCUACCUACGUGUGUCUGGUGCUCCUGGUGGCUAACAUUUUACGGAUCCUUUUCUGGUUUGGAAGGCAUUUUGAGUCGCCGCUCCUCUGGCAAAGCAUAGUCAUGAUCUUGACCAUGUUACUGAUGUUGAAACUCUGCACCGAAGUCCGCGUGACAAAUGAGCUGAACGUAAAACGCCGUUUCUUUGCAGCUGCGGAUACCCAGGAUGAAGCAAUCAAGCCCCCGCCCCGGCGGUCAUAUCUGGACUUUGACCCUCGCCACUUCUGGCACUGGAGCAGCUUCGGGGACUACGUGCAGUGUGUCGUGGCCUUCACGGGCGUGGCGGGCUACAUCACGUACCUGUCCAUCGACUCGGCCCUGUUUGUGGAGACCCUGGGCUUCCUGGCCGUGCUGACCGAGGCCAUGCUGGGUGUCCCGCAGCUCUACCGCAACUAUCGCCACCAGUCCACUGAGGGAAUGAGCAUCAAGAUGGUGUUCAUGUGGACCAGCGGGGACGCCUUCAAGACCGCCUACUUCCUGCUGAACGGCGCGCCCCUGCAGUUCUCCGUGUGUGGCCUGUUGCAGGUGCUGGUGGACCUGGCCAUCCUGGGACAGGCCUACGCGUUCGCCCGCCACCCCCCGAAGCCCGCCCCCCACGCGGCGCACCCCGCCAGUGCCAAGGCCCUCUGAGGCAGCCGGGAAGGAGGACAAGGACGCGUGGCGGUCUCCGGCCGCAGGCGCCGCCCGGCCGCCCGGCCUCCCCGUCGGGGCGGGCAGGCACCGUGGCCCCAGAGGGGUCUCAGCCGUCGGGAUCUCUGUCAGCCUCUGUGGGUCUGGGGUGGGCCGGUGGGGGGGCCUGGCUGCCGGCCUUUGUGCCCGCCCGCCCCGAGGACGGGCGCCAGUGGGGUUCACAGCGAGGGCCGGGCUGCGGCUGCUUUCGGGCGAUGGAAAAGUGAGCGUUCUCUUCCUUCCUCUCACAAGACGCCUGUCUGCAGCCUGGAACGUGCUCACAAACCCGGGAGAGGCUGACCUGGGGCUGCGACAGGACAGAGGACACCAUGAAGCCCCUCCGGAGUGCAGAGCCCGGUCUCAGAAGGGCCCGGGCGCAGAGCCCGCCUGAUACAUGUGGAAAGGAGGCCGUGAGGACGCGCGUCACGAGUGUUCUUGAUUAUCGGGCCAGAGUUGGCCCUUUCGGGGCCACCUGCGGUGCAGCUGCCUCACGGGACUCAGGACUCGGCCGUCAGCUCGGCAGUGGGGCCCAGGGCUGUCCUGUGGGCCCCCUGGGCCUCACUGCUACGCUGGCUUCUUCCUGGCAGGCACCGGUGUGGACCCUGCCGGGGCUCGGGGGUGUGGUGGGGUGCCGGUGGCCCGCGUGUGCUCCCAGGAAAGCCAGGGGCCCGCGACCGGGUCCCCCAAGGAGGGCUGCCUUGCGGGGCGUUUUCCCUGUAUCCUGGGGAAUGCACGUGUCUGCAGCACACAGCCUUCCAUCUUCAGGACAGGGGGCCGGUCUGCGGGCCAGGAGUGGGGACACGCGUGGCCCGUGUCCCUGCUGCCGAGCCAGUCCCAUACCCCACACUCUGGGCCCUCAGGCCUGGGGUGACCUUCCGGGGUAGGGGGCCUGGCCCCGGCAUCUCUGCCCGCCGAACCCCUGGUCCUCCACAUCCCCUGCAUCUGGCUGCGGUGGGGGCUGCUGGGUGACUCUGGUCGCCCCGUAUUUCCCCCCUUCACUGUCACAUGAGCAUCUCAGCCGUGCCCAGCAGCCCUGGGCAAGCUCCCAGGCCCCCAGAGCCUGUGUUCUGGAUGCUUCCACGUGGCUUCCCUUCUGCUGGGCAGAGGGGCAGCUCUGGGGGGGAGGGAGGGGUUGACCGGGGUGCCACAGCCCUAGUGGUGUCUGCUGUGCACAGCCGUUCCCUCCUCCAGAGUUUUCCUCAAAAACUCCUGCGUGUUUGAGCGAGGAUCCUGCCGAGUUAAUGGCUGUGAGAUGACCUAGAAAUGCUUAGUUUAUAAAAAUGAAGGGACAUGUCUGCAGCAGUAAUUGCCUCCGAAUUAAAACGUCACCGAUUGCAGUGGUGACCGGCCGCGCCCAGGUUGGGGGUGGGGGGGCGCUCCGUUCUGUCAGUGUGGUGACUGUGAAUCAAUAAACCGCUCGCGGAUCCA